UACAACGAAAGUGGUGUUCGUCAAAGUGAUAGUGUAUGAGUGUGUGUAGCUAUAGGUAUCGUGCAAUGGUGAGAGGUGGAACGUAAAUGUGACCGGGACUGGCUGCAGGGGAGGGGCUCUUUCACGCUUAAUAUCAUGCCUUUCGAAUUGAGAUCAGGUGGCGGACCGAGCGGUUCUGGCGUGUCGGUUUCAACACAGGCGGACAUAGCGCACUCAGCAAAAGGCUACGAAUCAGAGGAUGAAAACGCGGGCAGAAAGCGACAGAAGGCCAACGACGACCGGCCAACCAGCAAGACCACAAUGUACUCCAAACAGGAGUUUCGAGAGCAAUACUGUAUCAACAACAAACAACUGGACUUGCUGGAACUGGAGAAGUCCAAGAAGGACAGAUUCCUCGGAUGCCUGUCGCAGUACCACAUCGAGAGUCCAUGCUCCAGAGCAAACAGGUCAUCAUUUCUAUCCGUGUGUGUCCGUCGUCGAGUGCCCUCAGAUGAGAAUCUCAACACCGACUAUGCGCCCAUACAGCGGUUUCCAAGAUUCGGUCAACCGGCUCCAGCACCUCCCGAGGUGUGCGCAUAUGAUGCCGAUUUGGAAUGCUCAUACUUUCGCCGGCGGCCCCGCUCGGUGUGCAGUCAGCCUGACCCCAAACGCUACACCUGGAUGCCAGAGGAUGAAGACUUCACCCGGAUGGAGUGGCCACAAUCGGUAAUAGAAGAUAACGCGGGUUGGCCCCAAAACUAUAGUGUGGACCAAAUCGCGUCUAUAAGCCGAGGAGGCUCAUUACCUAGACCACCCUCUAUUAUACCCUGCCCCGCCCACACUCCGAUACCUCCGCCACCUCCACCACCGCCUCUCACCAUACCACCGCACAGAACUAAGCAUGUAUCGUUUGCUCGCUCGCACACAUUAACAACUUUCGAUGACUCUGUAAUGCCAGCUGCCGUUAGUGGUAGUAGAUUUAGGAGGGACUGUGAGAGACUGAUUGAUGGACGUGUAGUUAAGCCAGAAAACAAGCAGUACGCAACUCUACCAGUAAUGUUCCAACCGUUCCCGCCGUAUCCGCCAUACAUGCCUGCGCAGGCGCCAGCUCCGAUACAUUAUCCACCACCCAUAGCACCUCUGCCUGCUCACACAGUACCGCCAGUGCAACGACCGACUCAGACGGAAGUACCGAAAGUCGUUGUUUUAGAUUCAAUUAAAAAAGGAGUAAUGAGAACACAAGCAACUCAAACUGAAGUUUGUUUAGGAAGAAAACCGCUCCCACCUAAUUACCUAUCAUUGAGUCCUAGAACAGUUAAAAGGGUUAAAAUGGUCGCAGCUGGCGUUCAAACUAAUGGCUACACCGUAGGAGUACGUAGAUUGACAAAGUCUUUUUCGGAAGUCGGAGGUGAUAGACUAGCGGGACGUGAUACACAAACUGAUGUUUCUAUUGAUAUAGAAAGUGCUUGCAGUAUAAUUGGAGCGGAUCAUGAAAAACUUCAUAGAACACAGUCUGAAGAACCACCUAGAUCUCCACGUUCGCCGACAUCUGCAAUGCCGACAUCACCAAUUAUACAAAGAGGUGACUCAGACGAUGUAACAUCAUCUUCCGUAAAAUCAAUAGCUUCAUCACAAGUGGACAAAUCGUCGGAACUAAGUAUAUUACAGCGGCAAGCACAAGAAUAUUUUCAACAAAAUUUUCAAUUUAUUCAUGAAAGCGAUAGAGAUGACACGAUCGACGAUGAUAUGGAAACUAUUGAAAAAAGCAUGGCGUUAAAUCGUAGAAAUUUAGAAUAUCUACAACAAGAAAUAGCAAAACAAGCCAAAGGAGAAAGAUCUCUGAGAUCCAUUUUGUCCAAAAGUACCAGCGAUGCAUCUCAUAAAACUAUAAAUUCUUCCCACCAUUUAUCAAAAACGUCCACAUUUCAAUCCGAACCGUCGACUGAGACAUCCGCUACAACUACCGAUGAUAGUGAAAAAAAUGAGAAAGAAAUAAUUAUUGAUUUCGAACCUCGACCGGACGAAGAGGCUAUACCUUUUACAACAUUACGCAGAAAAAAUAAAAGAAUAUUGCAAAAAACACUAUCCGAAGGAGAAAUAUUAUUGGAUGCACGAAAAACAGAAAUUAAUUCUGAUGGAAUUAAAGAUGCACCCAUAGUAAUGUCAACGAGCCAAGAAAACAUGACUAAGGAAGACCGCGAAAGGGAGGCAAAAUAUCGACAAUAUGUAUCCCAAAAUUACAGCCAAACUCCAAUUAAAGACGAAGGCAUUUUUGGAUUUGAGCCAGAUGGUUCAUUCAGCACUGCUAAAUCAAGUCCAGCAUCACCAGAUCCCAUAGGAUGUAAUGUGGAUGUUGAACAAAAAACAAAACUCACAAAUACUAAAAAUAAUAUUACUACUAUUCUUGCGCCCUUAGAGAAAUCUUCACCUUGUGCUUCUAGUGAAUCACUCACUGUGGAUCAAAGCAGGGAUCACUCCGAUGGAAUGUGGAAUGAGUCUCAAACAACUGUUCUACAAGUCGAUUCUGGUACUGAUAAUGGAACAGUUGUAAGUUCUUCAGAUCUAAGUUCCUUAGCCACCUCUCCUGGGGCAUUAGCUUUAUUAACUCCUACAUCCAGAAGGAAACAAUUAUUAUUACUUCAACAUCAACAAAGAUCUUCUUUAGACACAGAUGCAUUAGAUGAAGAAUUUGACGCCUCUCAAAGUCAGUCACCGACUUCUCCACGUAAUAAAUUAGACACAGCCAGUUCAAGUUCCGCACAACAAACAAGAGUAUCACUAUCACCACCAGCUGUCGUACCAAAUAUAACUUUGCCGAUAACGAAACAGCCAACAAUAUCGAAAUCUUUAUCUCCAACUAUAUCAAUAAAACCUAAUACGCCAGCAAUAGCCAUCACACAUCCAAGUUUAGAUCUAAGUGACGUACCAUUUAAAAGGACCCCAAGUUUUAUAAAUAAAAAAAGAGAACGAGCCUUAAGUCCUUCUAGAAGACAAGAAUUACAGAGGAAAGCUCAUAAAAAGGAACCAAAUGGUACUAUACCCAAUCAAAUAGUCGAAUCCCCCUCAGAACCAUCAUUCACAAAACCCGCUAGUAGUGAAACUAGUUUAGCUAGAACUGAUUCCGGAAAAAUCAAUACAACAGAUGUAUCGGAGAGCACAACCACGACUGAAGAUUAUGUAACUGCUAAUUCCGAUAGUUCAAAAAAAAGUAAUUGUAAAAAUCAAAACCACAAUUCUGAAAACAAUAACAAAGCCCAAGAAGGAUCUUCCUUUGAAAGCGCAUCGAGCUUGUAUUCGUCUACAAAAACUGAUAAUGUAGCCGAAGAUUUAGUGGUUCCAAGCUUUUCUCCACCUCUAGAAAUAAGAGAUGACUUUGUUGUACCUAACUUAUCAUCACCGCCACUACCACUACCAGACAGGUUACCUAAAACUACAGUUGAAAGAAUCGAAGUGAAAGCUGAUAUCACACCCAUUGAAACUAACAGAAGAAUGAAAACAGAAGUAAAAAAAUCAAAAGAUGACGUUCCAAAGAAAUCAAUCAGUCGAGAUGCAAUUAAUGGUAAAAGUAGUUCAAGCGGUAGUUACAGUAUAGGUGGUUCAAAUCCAAAUGUUACCGAGAGUAUGACGGAUAAAGUCAGUGUAGACAAAAUAAAAGAACUACCAGAAAAAAUUGAAAAACCAGAAACAAAAGUAAGAGAAGAAAAGAAAGCUUCUAGUAAUGAACAAAAAGAGCAAUUAGUUCCUAAAAUGGUGGGAUCUUUAUCAGAUGAUGAAAGAAGCGUACACUAUUCGUCAUCAGGUUACUAUGAAAGUCCUAUUGAAGACGACGAUGAUGGAGGUUUAACCUACAAACAUUCACAAAAAUAUCGGUCAACAGGUAGACCUAAAUCUUGGAUAUCGGAAGAUAAAAGAAGGAAAAAGAAAGCCUUUACAUUAGAAUUCUCUAAAUCCUAUGAUGAUUCAAUAUCAACAUCUCAAGACGACUGGGGUAAAAGAGAUAAAGAUCCAGAACCUCUCAAUCAUCGCUCUUCGUUCAAACCUACCAGCUCAAAAUUACAAUUAGAUGAAAAAAAUAUGGAACCUAGAAAGAAAAAAACACAUUUUGUAGAAAAAACAAAGAGUGUUCAAUCAUCACCAAGAGAUGUUAUAGAUUUAGAAAAAACUAUUAAGGAGAAGAUUACAAAAGAAAAGGAAAAUGACAAUAAAAGACCAACUGAGAGAGAAAGGUACGUCAAACGAACAAAACUUAAAGCGAAAAGCCCUACGCAAAAUAAAACAAUUGACGGAAGCUACAGCAGACUGGCUCAUUACGACAGGAGGGAUACCAUAGGGUCAAACGUGAAGCUACACUUAAAUAUUCCUACAUCAGAUGACUCAAGUGAACAAUACAGAAAAAAUGGCACUGGUAAUGGAAAUAUUUCUCCUAGAAAACAUAGACGCUUACGAGAUAGUCCACGACGAAAGUCAGGGAAUAAUAAUAGUUCAGCAAAAUCACCAACAUCUAACAAUCAUGCUGCAUAUAGACCUAGACGAAAAAGUGGAUCUAAUGAAAGUAUAUCAUUGCCUGGAAGUUUGCCUCGAAGGAAACAGUCUACACCGACGAUUCCUUGCAUGAGUUCCUUAGAAGCGGAAGAUAUUGAAACCGCCAGAACUCUAAACAGUGCAGGAUCAACGUUAACUCCAUUACGAUAUGUAAAAAGUCCGUCAGCGUCACCAAGGCACCAUAAAAAGCAAGGCCAAGCCGACGGAAAGUUUGCAAAGGCGGCCUCAGCAGAAUCUCUACGUUCCGUUUCACCAGGAUCAGACUCCGUGUUCUAUUCAGAACACACUGAGCACGAUAUGGUUGGAGCGGAAUGCGAAGCUAAAGCACACUGCCUUCACUGCGGCAAGGAAGUUCACAUUGUUACUGCAACUCACGAUCAUGACAGCCGAGCUUCGAGAACUUCACACACAGAUGAAUCUUACGCUGAUGCAACGCCUGAUAUUGUACCUGCACCAGCUGGCUUUGCGGAUUCUCCAUCUUGUGGAGCGGCUAAAAAGCCUGCAACUGGCGCUCGAUUGUAUAAGAAACUUGACAAAAGAUAUCGUUCUGAAGAUAAGUCCAGACAUUAUCGUCAUCGACAGGAUGUUCGAGCGAAGUCAGAAGAAAGGGGUAAAGAAGAAUAUUCAGGAAUGGAGAAACCUCAAGAUACGAGAAUCGCGCGAUCUGCUGGGAAUAGUCUUGAUAAACUAGCUGGUUCCAAUGCGAGUGUUGAUCCAGAUGAACAUGAAGAAUGUUCGGGCAGUUCGGAUGGCGCAGAAGAUGAAAAAGGAGUCUACGCAACACCCUGGUGGUGCGGUAAUUGGAUAUUAUUGUCUGAAAAUGAGGAUAAUUGGACUCGGAUACCACCAGAUAUGAUAGAACCAGCAAAUCCACAAGAGGAUCCAACGGAUUCAGAAACUGAAUUCAACAAACGCUAUGUUGCUCUCACGCACCGACUCGUUCACAGACGAGCCUGUAUCGAGUUGAAUCGCAGACAGUCGAAUAACACUUUCGAAAGCGACAAGACUGUUGUAGUCAGACGUGGCAAUGAAGAGUUCGGAUUCAGGAUACAUGGGAGCAAGCCAGUCGUUGUGUCAGCGAUCGAGCCUGACACGCCAGCUGAGUCAUCUGGACUCGAAGUUGGAGAUAUUAUAAUAGCUGUUAACGGGAUCAAUGUAUUAGACAAAACGCAUUCAGAGGUUGUGAAGAUAGCUCAUUCUGGCUCUGAGAUUUUGGAAUUAGACGUCGCACGAACAUGUGAAGUAGUGGCGUCUCUGGCGCACGAGGGAGGUCCCGCAGCGCUUUACUCGGGAUACUUGUGGCGCGCUGCGCCCGCACGCGCUCAUCUCCCGCCGAGAUGGACCAGGAGGUGGUUCGUGCUGAAGAGGGACAAUUGCCUUUACUAUUACAAGACCGACUCCAGUAUCCACCCCGUGGGCGCCCUCAUGUUGGUGAACUACCAGUUAACGGAGGAGGACGCAGGUCGCGCACACGGGUUCCGUCUGCAGCGGGGCGGCGGCACGCGGCUGCAGCUCGCGGCCGACACCGGUGAGGCCGCCGCGAGAUGGAGAGCGGUUCUCGCUCAUGCUAUUGAUGCAAGCAAUCAGCGUGAUGGCUGGCUAGAAGUGACCAUGAGGAACAUGAAGUUACCGCCAUCGUCUAUACCAAGACCUGAUUGUUUCGGAUACCUCAUGAAGUUAGGUUCCAAGUGGAAGUCCUGGGCUAAACGAUAUUGUGUGCUCAAAGAUGCUUGCCUGUACUUUUACAACGAUGGAAAUAGCAAAAAUGCUUUUGGUAUGGCAUGCCUCCACGGAUAUAGAAUACAGACGUGUGCUCCAGGAGGCAAGAAAUACGCUUUUGAAGUGAUGCCGACAGAGCCUAAGCAGAGACAUUUCUAUUUCCACACUGAAUCUGAAAUGGACAGAAAACGUUGGAUGGCGGCUCUUGAAUAUUCGAUAGAUCGGUGGAUGAAGGCCGGUUGACGAAGACACUAUACUUCAGAUUCAUUUGAAUUUGUGUAACUAUAGACUCAAUAUAAAUGUUCCUUUUAUCCUUUUUUAUGUUUUUAUUUUAGUUUAUUUAUUUUCAAUAUAAAAAUCUUUUUUAAUCAUUUUUAUUUUAUUA
Molecule: messenger RNA, 6625 nt
Organism: Nymphalis io (European peacock)
Lineage: Eukaryota; Metazoa; Arthropoda; Insecta; Lepidoptera; Nymphalidae
Exons: 36
Coding region: 136-6483 (2115 amino acids)
Molecular function (GO): protein binding
Source: RefSeq, a predicted model, not a curated record